Molecule: messenger RNA, 1363 nt
Organism: Anopheles coluzzii
Lineage: Eukaryota; Metazoa; Arthropoda; Insecta; Diptera; Culicidae
Exons: 3
Coding region: 969-1307 (112 amino acids)
Source: RefSeq, a predicted model, not a curated record
ACAGAUUCGUGUUACUAAAGCUUGAUUUUUGUCUAAGAAAUGUAAAAAAAUACAAUUUCUUUUGAAAAAGUCAAAAUAACAUAAUAUUUAUUCUAAAUCUGGCAAAGUCAUCGGGGCCGCAUUUUAAGCACUUGAGGGCCGCAUGCGGCCCGCGGGCCGUAGUUUGGAGACCCCUGGUUUAAACCAUAGAUUUUACCAUCAACAACGAACACCGAAUAUUAGUUGAAAACAUGGAUUUUACCAUCAACAAAGGACCAUGGUUUGAACCAAUAUUCGUGAUUUACCUAUAAUCAGAGAAUUCCCUUUUAUUAGUAUUUUACAAACUAAAUGCCGUCGGCGAAGAAAGAAACAGCUUUCAAACGUAAACAAACAGUUUACUAUGCUCUUGCUUUCAGAAAUCCAAUGGUAGCGGCCAAGGAUAAUGUAUUUAGAAGGUUGAUUUUUAUCGCUUUUUCUGGGCGACAUUGUGGGGGACAUCUGUCACUCUCUGCAUACAAAUUUCAAUACCCCGCACCAGCCCUCCCCGAUUUUUAUACCGGAGCCCCCGGAAGAGAAAUGUCAAGUCGAGAAAUGUCAUUUUGCUCUGAACAACUUCACCUUGUCAUUUAUAACACCUUGGGUAGCGGCACACGAUUCGAUCGUAGUGGCAUAUGAUUCGACCAUAGUGGAACGCGAUUCAACCGUACUGGCACGCUAUUCAACCAUGGGUGCACGCAUUCGAUCGUAGUGGCAUGCGAUCCGAAGCAGGCGGUUUGCGAUUCGAUGCAAAUGGCACGAGAUUCGAACGUAGAUGGAAACAGGUGUAUUUAGCUGUGAUUGUGGUAUUACAGUGUUAAAUAAAGUUGUGCUGUGAUUACUGUGUGCAAAAAGUGUAUGUGCCGGUGUAAAAGUGUUUGAUUGCCGUGGAUAGUGUUGUGAACCAGAUCGCCGGAAUUUAUCGUGAAGCCGUGUAAAAAUGGCAUAAAAAAAUGCGAAUGGAUGGCAGUCUUUCGAAAAAACGCCAACAGUAUUUGGAGCAGUUGGAACGCGAAUGGCAAGCGGAGCAGCACCAACCGAAUCUUCCGGGUCCAAGCGGAGUAACGGCAGGACAGGAGCCGAAUCUCAUCAUGAAUGUUGAUGAAUCUAACGCCGGAGCGGAGCUAUGUGCGUCUGACGGCGAUAGUGGCUAUGGUGACAUGGAACGGGAAUCCGAAUUCGAUUUACAGGAGGAAAAUGAUUGGCAGGAAGACGAGGAAGAUGUGUACAUGGAAAGAGACACAAACUACCAGUUUUUUGACAACAUAUCGCUGCAGGAAGGACUUCGUUAAGUUGCCGUAACGAAAAAUCUGUCCCGAUCUACGGUCAACAUGAUUCUGGGUCUGUU